AUGGGAAAUUCAGCGAGUGACAUCGUCUCGCGUGUUACAGGCCUCACUAAUGAAAAUCUCUCAAAAAACCAAGCCCAAGAUUUAGAGUUAUUAGAAGAUCCAAGCUUCGUUUUCAGCCCAAAUAAGCUUAUGUGCAGGGUGGAUCUCGACCCAUAUACAGUGCCUGGAUCUGAUAGCUUACGAGCGAAAGAAGAUGAUGUAGGAAACCAAGACGAAGAAUCCAUGAUCUGCAGUCUCAACAACAUUGAUAGGCUCAGGGAAAAGCACCAGGAUGCUUGCAAAGCCUUGCUGGAAGAUAUUUUGAGAAAAAGAGGAGACGACCCGAAUUCCAGAGAAAUGACCUUGAGACUCCAAGGUCUCUGCAGAAUUUUUGAAGCUCUGCUCAGGGUGGACGAGAGAGUUAAGAGAAGAAACGAAGAAGACAAAAAGAUCGAGCCAAUCAAGCCUAAAGCGCUGUCUCCUAUUGUGAGAACCACUAUGAAAUUUGGUUUGAACAGCCUUUUCCACGUCGUGGAUGUAAUGGGAAAGGCAAACCCUCAAGUCUACAAAUUCAUGAUUUCACACACUUCAGAAGUCCUUUCAGACAUUGAGCCUUUGUCGCUGAAAACAGACGACAUCAGUAUCAAUUCAUCGAUUGAAAAAAUCGUAAAUUUUUUCGAGAAAGUCUUGAGUGGAGAAAUCAAAGAGAUAGCCGACGAAGACAGGCUGUCCAGCAUUUCUUCAUUGCUAGCAAUUGCUUUGGCAACAGGGAAUUUAUCGUCUAUUUUGACGUUGGCUUCCCAAUUCAUGAAAUUAAGCCGGUCCCCCAAUUUGACUUUAUUAAUGAAAUCGAUUUCUCCGCUUUUGAAAAGCUUUAAUGACCUGAUUAAUUUUUCAGAAUACUUGGCAUGGGAUGCAGAAAAAUGCUCAAGCAAUUUAAAACUUUCUAUUAAUAAGCAGUCACUUGCUGCUAACCAAACAUCGAAUAACUCUUGUCUUUCUCAGCAGUAUUUUACAAGUGGCAUGCAUUAUUUUGAAGUGGCCUUAGACAACUAUAAUGAUGCUGUAUAUUUUGGAGUUGUUGAUUCGAAUUAUACAAGUUUUAAUGCGUUUUAUGACUCAAACCUUGUUUCUUUUGUAUAUCAAUCUACUGGAUCUAUCUUAAAACAAUCUGCGGAAGUAGAGAAGUUUGAAAAGUCAAAAUCUGGAGACAGGAUUGGGAUUUUUCUUAAUAUGGAGGCAAAAACUGUUACCUUUUAUAAAAAUGGAGUCAGGGAACAAAAAGGAAAUUAUGGCCCAGUCCCUGAUAAGGUAAGAAUUUUUGUAAGCCUAUACGGCACUGUUGGAGCAUCAAUAGUUACAAACCCAGAUAUUCCAAGUGAUGUUAAAGAAGAAAUGCUCAAAUUUCACAAACAAAUCAAUCCUGCUGAGCCUCCGUUAAUCGAAAAAUUAUCAAAGGAAAUAAAUGACGGAGAAUUUCUCGAUAUCAUGCCCUGUGAAAUAUCCUCAUUUAUUCUCCAAAAGCUUGCAAAUCUCAACGAUCCAAUUCUCCAAUUGAUUGGAAAUGGAGAAAAAAUCGCAAUCCAAAAGCAAACAGGCAUCGCAUUGGAUAUUAAGCUUGGAAUUUUUGAUCUUUUGGACUCUAUCUUGCUGGCUUUUAUUGAAUGUGGUAGAGAUGAAGAAAGAGUUCCUGCAGAAAUUUGUCACAACACAAUAGCAUCUACAGUAAAACUCAUGAGAGCUCACCUUUUGGCCUCAACAAUGUUUCAGGAUGUCUCUCUGCCAAAGGAAAAAAGACACCAAAUAAUGGAACACAUGACUCACGUUUUGGACUUUUUCCCUGACACUUCUGCAUCUGAAGAAGCAACCAAAGCUCUGUCAAGCUGCUUUUCAGUCUUUUAUCAAGACUCUCAAGAAAAGCUCAGCUAUCUGAUUGAUAGAUUAGUGGACUUCAAAGACUGCAAGCAACAGUCAGGAAUUUUUAAAGACUUGCAAGACAAAAUCUUUUUGGAAAUGGCAAUUCCUAUCAAGCUUUAUCCAGCACUGGAUAUUGUUGACGAUGAUUCAUAUGCAAAAAUAUAGAUUUUUCCAUUCAAUAGCGCGAUAAGGUGCUUUCCCUGGUAGGACCAAAAGACCUUGAACAAAUGAAGGGUUGCUUUUCCUUUAUCACUAGUGAGACACAUAAGAUAAAUGAUAAUUUGGGCCCAAUUCAGUCUAGAGAGCUUUUAGAAAUGCUAUUGCCAAAGAUACAUUUUUGGUCCGUCAAAUGAUUCUGACGAGCCAAUCUGACCAGCACUUGAAAUAAAAAAAGACUAAUUACUUUUAUUUUAUUUUUGGUCAUUAGUAUGAUCAGAAAUUUUUAAAAACGUAAUAAUUAAUAUAAUGAAUUUAACGUACGCCAAAACGUUAUGAUCCAAAAAAAAUCAAUAAUACAUAAUGAUGGGUAAUUUUUUUAUUGCUUAUUUACGCCAUUUUUUUUAAAUUUAAAUUUAAUAAAGAAAAGCCAGAUGCGACCAUCACAUCGAUAGGAUACAAAAGAAUUCAAGCAAUUUCCAUUACUUAAAUUAAAAUUCAUUUAAAAUUAUUAAGAUCUGCAAUAAAAUCACUUAAAAUUAGUUCAUAGGAACUCGCUUAAUGAUAGGUAACUUUUUUAUUGUUCGUUUUUAAGCAUUUUUUUUUAAUUUAAAUUUAAUAAAGAAAAGCAGAUAUGAUCAUCACAUCGAUAUGAGCAUAAGAAUUCAAGUAAUUUCCAUUAGUUAAAUAAAAAUUAAUUUAAAAUUAUUGAGACUUGCAUUUAAAUCACUUAAAAAUUUUGCAUAGGAACUCGCUUAAUGAUGGGUAAAUUUUUUUAUUGCUCGUUCAAGCCAUUUUUUUUAAUAAUUUUAAUUUAAUUAAGAAAAGCAGAUGCGUCAUCACAUCGAUUCGAUACAAAAGAAAUCAAGGACUUUCCAUUAGUUAAAUCAAAAUUCAUUUAAAUUAUUGAGAUUUGCAUUUAAAUCACUUAAAAAUUUUGCAUAGGAACUCGCUUAAUGGUGGGUAACUUUUUUUAUUGUUCGUUCAAACCCAUUUUUUUUAAUAAUUUUAAUUUAAUUAAGAAAAGCAGAUGCGAUUAUCACAUCGAUUCGAUAUAAAAGAAAUCAAGGACUUUCCAUUAGUUAAAUCAAAAUUCAUUUAAAAUUAUUGAGAUUUAAAUUUAAAUCACUUAAAAAAAUUUUUCAUAAGAACUCGCUUAAUGAUGGUAACUUUUUUUAUUGUUCGUUCAAGCCAUUUUUUUAUUAAAAAAUUUAAUAAAGAAAAUCCAAAUUCAAAGAUAAGAUCAAUAUCGAACAAAUGAAUUCAAGCAAUUUCCAUUAGUUAAAUAAAAAAUUCAUUCAAAAUCACAAAGAUUUGCAUUUAAAUCACUUAAAAUUCUUCAUAGCAACUUCUUUAAUGAUGGGAAACUUAUUUUCUUUAUUGAAUUUAAUAUAAAAAAAAUGGCUUAAGCGAACCAUAAAAAAAGUUACCCAUCAUUAAGCGAGUUCCUAUGCAAAACUUUUAAUUAUUUAAAUGCAAAUCUUUAUGAUUUUGAAUGAAUUUUUUAUUUAACUAAUGGAAAUUGCUUGAAUUCAUUUGUUCGAUAUUGAUCUUAUGUUUGCGUCUGGAUUUUCUUUAUAAAAUAAAAUUAAAAAAAUGGCUUAGCGAACAAUAAAAAAAGUUACCCAUCAUUAAGCGAGUUCCUAUGCAAAACUUUUAAGUGAUUUAAAUGCAAAUCUUUGUGAUUUUGAAUGAAUUUUUAUUUAACUAAUGGAAAUUGCUUGAAUUCAUUUGUUCGAUAUUGAUCUUAUCUUUGAAUUUGGAUUUAAAAUAAAAAAAAAUGGCUUGAACGAACCAUAAAAAAAGUUACCCAUCAUUAAGCGAGCUCUUAUGCAAAAUUUUCAGCGAUUUAAAUGCAAAUCUCAAUAAUUUUAAAUGAAUUUUGAUUUAACUAAUGGAAAUUGCUUGAAUUUAUUUGUAUCGAAUCGAUGUGAUGAUCGCAUUCUGUUUUUCUUUGUUAAAUUUAAAUUAAAAAAAAUGGCUUAAACGAACAAUAAAAAAAGUUACCCAUCAUUAAGUGAGUUCCUAUGAACUAAUUUUAAGCGAUUUGACUGCAGAUCUUUAUGAUUUUAAAUGAAUUUUGAUUUAACUAAUGGAAAGUUCUUGAAUUAUUUUUCAUCUUAUCGAUGACAUUGAUAGGAUACCAAAUAAUUCAAAAAACUUUCCAUUCGUUAAAUAAAAAUACAUUCAAAUCUAUUAAGAUCAAUAGUAAAAUCACUUACUCCCCCCCCCCCCCUCCGUGAGCGAACAAAAAAAUUUUGUUCGCUCACGGAGGGGGGUUAAUUUUUUUUUUUUAAAAAAAAAUUUAUAUAUAAAUUUUUAUAAAAAAAUAUUUUUUUCGAAAUUUAAAAAAAUCCUAAUUUGCAAAAAUUGGGAAGCAAAUAUUAAUUUAAUUUGCAAAAUUUAUGUUUUAAAACGCAAUUUGUUUAAAAUUAAACAGAAUUAGCUCUAGAUUUCAUUAUACUAAUUAUCACUUAUAUAUCAAAAUUUUUUUCCAUUAAAAUUUUUUCUAUUAAAAAAAUUUUUGUUCACUCACGGAGGGUGGGUUUUUGGUCAAAAAAUGGCGAUUUUUCUAAUGGUUUUGUUCGCUCACGGAGGGGGGGGGGGGAGUUAAAAAUUUUUAUAAGAACUCGCUUAAUGAUGAAACCUUUUUUAUUAUUCUCUUAAGCCAUUUUUUUACAAUUUAAAAUUUAAUUAACUAACCCCCCCCCUCCGUGAGCGAACAAAACCAUUAGAAAAAUCGCCAUUUUUUGACCAAAAACCCACCCUCCGUGAGUGAACAAAAAUUUUUUUAAUAGAAAAAAUUUUAAUGGAAAAAAUUUUGAUAUAUAAGUGAUAAUUAGUAUAAUGAAAUCUAGAGCUAAUUCUGUUUUAAUUUUAAACAAAUUGCGUUUUUAAAACAUAAAUUUUGCAAAUUAAAUUAAUAUUUGCUUCCCAAUUUUUGCAAAUUAGGAUUUUUUUAAAUUUCGAAAAAAAAAAUAUUUUUUAUAAAAUUUAUAUAUAAAUUUUUUUUAAAAAAAAAAAUUAACCCCCCUCCGUGAGCGAACAAAAUUGUUUUGUUCGCUCACGGAGGGGGGGGGGGGAGUAAGAAAAAACCAAAUGCGAUCAUCACAUCGAUAGGAUGCAAAAGAAUUCAAGGAAUUUCCAUUACUUAAAUAAAAGUUUAUUCAAAAUCACAAAGAUGUGCAUUUAAAACACUUUAAAAUUUAUUUGUAGGAACUCGCUUAAUGACGGGUAACUUUUUUAUUGUUCACUUAAGCCAUUUUUUUUUAAUUUAAAUUUAAUUAAGAAAAACCAGAUGCAACCAUUACAUCGAUAGGAUGCAAAAUAAUUCAAGGACUUUCCAUUAGUUAAAUCAAGAUCAUUUAAAAUUAUUGAGAUUUGCAUUUAAAUCACUUAAAAAUUUUGCAUAGGAACUCGCUUAAUGAUGGGUAACUUUUUUAUUGUUCGUUUAAGCCCAUUUUUUUUUAAUUUAAAUUUAAUAAAGAAAAACAGAAUGCGAUCAUCACAUCGAUUCGAUACAAAUAAAUUCAAGCAAUUUCCAUUAGUUAAAUCAAAAUUCAUUUAAAAUUAUUGAGAUUUAAAUUUAAAUCACUUAAAAAUUUUGCAUAAAAACUCGCUUAAUGAUGGGUAACUUUUUUAUUGUUCGCUUAAGCCAUUUUUUUUUAAUUUAAAUCUAAUAAAGAAAAUCCAAAUUCAAAGAUAAGAUCAAUAUCGAACAAAUGAAUUCAAGCAAUUUCCAUUAGUUAAAUCAAAAUUCAUUUAAAUUCAUAAAGAUUUGCAUUUAAAUCAUUUAAAAGUUUUGCAUAGGGAACUCGCUUAAUGAUGGGUAACUUUUUUUUAUUGUUCGUUCAAGCCAUUUUUUUUAAUUUUAUUUUAUAAAGAAAAACAGAUGCAAACAUAAGAUCAAUAUCGAACAAAUGAAUUCAAGCAAUUUCCAUUAGUUAAAUUUAAAAUUCAUUUAAAAUCAUUGUGAUUUGCAAUCAAAUCAAUCAAAAAUCCUUCAUAGAAAGUCGCUUAAUGAUGAGUAACUUAUUCUUUUGUGUCCGAAGGAUGUAAUGAUCGCAUCUGGCAUUUCUUCAUUAAAUUUAAAUUAAAAAAAAUGGCUUGAGCGAACAUUAUAAAAAGUUACCCAUCAUUUAUGAAAACAUUUUAAAUGAUUUUACGAUUGAUCUUGAUGAAUUUAAAUAAAUUUUGAUUCAACUAAUGGAAAUUGCUUGAAUUCUUAUGCUUCAUAUCGAUAUGAUGAUCGCAUCUGGUUUUUCUUUAUUAAAUUUUUAAUAAAAAAAUGGCUUGAACGAGCAAUAAAAAAGUUAUCCAUCAUUAAGCGAGUUCCUAUGCAAAAUUUUUAAGUGAUUUAAAUGCAAAUCUUUGUGAUUUUGAAUGAAUUUUUAUUUAACUAAUGGAAAUUGCUUGAAUUCAUUUGUUCGAUAUUGAUCUUAUCUUUGAAUUUGGAUUUUCUUUAUUAAAUUUAAAUUAAAAAAAAAUGGCUUAAGCGAACAAUAAAAAAAGUAACCCGUCUUUAAGCGAGUUCAUAUAACUAAAUUUUUAAGUGAUUUAAAUGCAAAUCUCAAUGAUUUUGAAUUAAUAUUUAUUUAAUUAAUGGAAAUUCCUUGAUUUCUUUUGCAUCCUAUCGAUGUGAUGGUCGCAUCUGGCUUUUCUUUAUUAAAUUUUAUUUAAAAAAAAAUUGCGGAAACAAGCCAUAAAAAUGUUACCAUAUUAUCUGAUAAUUGAUUUUCUUAUUGAUCAUGGUUUUUUUUGGCGUACGCUAAAUUCAUCAUUUUAAUUAUGACAUUUUUAAAAGUUUCUGAUCAUACUAAUGAUCAGAAAAAAUAAAUAAAAGUAAUUAGUCUUUUUUUAUUUCAAGUGCUGGUCAGAAUUGGCUCGUCAGAAUCAUUUGACGGACCAAAAAUGUAUCUUUGGCAAUAGCAUUUCUAAAAGUUCUCUAGACUGAAAUAGUCCCAAAUUAUCAUUUAUCCUAUUUGCUGGACUAGUGAUAAAGGAAAAGUAGACCUUCAUUUGUACAAGGUCUUUUGGUCCUACCAGGGAAAGCACCUUAUCGCGCUAUUGAAGGGAAAAAUCUAUAGAAAAAUAUUUACUGCUGGCAAGUGAAGAAGCUGCCAGGGCUUCAAUGGCUAUUAUAGAUGGAACUGAAUCUUCGACUGGGGUAAUAAAACUGCUCGAAACUUCUCAACUAGUACUUUUUUCUCAUGCUGCGAGAGGAAACUAUCAAGGAAAAUGGCAAAAUCUGAUUGAAUUCUAUACUAUAAAAAUUUUUACAUUAUGCGAUGGGGUGAUAAGACACAUCCAAGAAUCUCGCGCUGAUGGGAAUAUUAGUGAGAAAUUGUAUUCUGACAUCCAAAAGACAAUUUUAAAAAAUCUUCUCGAAGGCUUACUAUAUAUUUUAAUGCUCAUUCCCCCCUCCGUGAGCGAACAAAACUAUUGGAAAAAUCCCUAAUUUUGCCAAGAACCCACCCUCCGUGAGUGAACAAAAAAUAUUGAUAUAUAAGUGGUAAUUCUUUAAUUUUAGAACAGCUUGCAUUAUAAAACAUAGAUUUUACAAAUUAAAAUUACAAAUUUGUAUAUAAAUUUUCUACAAAAAAAAUUAACCCCCUCUUCGAGAGCGAACAAAUUUUUUUGUUCGCUCACGGAGGGAGAGUCAGCAAGCUAGGCUUGAACAUGCUUUCACAAUUUUUGCCUAUUCUUCAAAAUUUAAUCGCCUCAUUAUCCCAUUUCUACUCUCCUCCUCCAAAACUCACUAUAGGGAGUGGCAUUGUAACAGAAAGAUAUGAAAGUCCACACAACUACCCGGAUAACUGGAAUGUAACACAUUUAAUAAAAAUCCCACAAGUCAAAAAAUAUUCAUUGAUUUUUGAUGCACAAUGUAAAACCGAAAAUGGUUGUGACUAUCUAGAACUAUGAACUGAUGAGUCAAAAACUAAUAAAAUUGCAAGAUGGGAAGGAGAAAACUUCCCUAAUUCCUUUCGCUUGGUUAGCGAGCAAAAAACCUUGCUCGUUAAUGAAGGGAGAUUAAUUAUUGUUUGAAAAAUUUGAUAUUCAAAUUUUUAAAUAUUUCAUUUAAGUUUAAAAUUUAUGUUUUAGGAUACUAAAUGUUUAAAAUUUAUAUAAUUUCAUAGAUGCUUUAUUAAUGGAGCCGCGUAGUUUUUGCCAAGGAAUUUAUAUCAAACAAUUUUUGAUCCUAGCCAAGAGUAAUUUUACGAAAAUAUGAAUUCUCUAAUGGCUUUGUUCAGAAGAGUAAGCAGCCGUUUGAAGUUUACAAUCCUCUUUUAUUCUUUACAUUCCAUUCUGAUGGCUCUGUCAAUUAUUGGGGCUGGAAAAUAGAAGUCCAAGCAGAAGUAGAAGCUUCUUACUAUGAAAAACAGUGGCCAGACACCACAAAAGAAGCUUCCUCAAUUCUCUUAGGCUUGAUUAGCACAAAGCUGAUUUCUGGUGACUUCGAACUUAUUCAAGAAGACGAUGAAGUAGUCAAGUUACUGUCUAACCCUCUUCUGAUGUAUGGAAUCAAGGAUUCAUGCUUAAGAAUAGAAAAGCAGCCUGGACCAAUAGAAGAAAGCUUAUUGAUAUUAUCAACGACUCCAGGGGUUGGAGAAAAAUUAAAGAGAGCUAUGCUCACAAGAAGCUAUUCAGAAGACGUCAGCAGAAGAGUUGUUAGGACACAAGAAGUUGCAAUAUCGCUUGAAGACUAUGCCUCGAACUAUGGAUUCUGGGACGAUGUUGUCUACUCUGAAAAUAAAUUUUUACAAGAAUUUAUAUUGGGAUCUAAUUUGAUUAUCACAGCAUGGAAUGAAAUAAAGAAACUUUCUGGGGUUGCUGGGCCUGCUUCUAACGUAGGAGGUGCAGACAUGGACAUGGCUGAAAGGGCUAUUUUUGCAGUUUAUGCUGCGUUCUUUGAGAUAUCUGAUACAAUUCAUAGGCUGUUUGAAAAUCCUCACGAUAUCGGCGAAACUAUCAAAUUUAUAGUAAAACAAAGCAACUUAAUCAGAGGCUGGGCCCAGAAGCGUAAGCAAGAAAUAAUCGACCAAGGAAACCCAAAUAUCUCUUAUAAAGAUAUCUGUGCGGAUAUAGUAAAAAGAUGUGCACUUUUACUGGGAACUGAGUACAAAAUGUCAUUAAAUGAACUAGGGAUAAAUAAAGUGAUGAUAAACUUGCUUUCAAAUGUAGUAAAAGUCCAAACGAACGAUUCAAACAAGCUGAAAGAAGGCAGCAAGUGGAAGACAGUUCAGGAAGCAGUCAACACUGCAUCAACUCUAAAGAAUCUGCUUCAUAUUUCUUCUAAAGCUCACGAGUCUGAAAACGAAGACUUAAAAGAGUUCUUAAAAGUAUCAGAGCUCGUUAAUAAUUUUCUAGAGUCUCAUUGCUCGCUUGAUAAACUUAUUGAUGCGAUUGACAAAAGAAGGACCAGAGCAAUUGCUCGAACAUUAGGAUACUUGUGUUUGGCCAAUUUAGUAAAUUACUCAGGCAAGCAAGAAACCUAUCUCAUUCGAUCUUUUGGGGACUCAUUAAGGGAAAAAGGAAUAAAAAAGCACUAUUGGAGUGGCCUAGAAGGGGUUGAUCCUACACUGUUGCUUGUCGUUCAAAAAUCGUUCUAUCAAAUAUUUGGGCUGCUUCAGAAAGAAUUGGUAAAAUCAAGAACAAGACCUUGGACUAUUAGCUCAUACAGCCACUAUUUAUGCGUUCUAGAAGGCAUGAGCAGUCCAUUGAAAGGUGUAGACGGGCAUAUGAUUCUUGAACUGCAGUUUGCUUCAACUGUUGACAUUUUAUUAAGCUGGGCUAAAGGCCAUUUAGGUGAAGAAGUCAUUAACAGACAAUUCCAAAUCUCAAAAUGUAUUACAAGGUUCGGCAUUCUAGAAGAGCCGAAUAUUCCUGAGGGAUCUGCUAAAUUGCUACUUGAAAAGCGGGAAGGAGGGCCAAAUUUAUAUUUGGUUUAUGAUAGAGGUGGAGAAAAUGUGCUGCCAAUCGUUGAUUUCAUGUACUCCGAAAUUUUAAUCGAUGACUACGAGGAUGCAGUUGGAGAAUUCUUUGUAAAUGGAGAACCUAGGCACAUUCUAAUUAAACGUGAAGUUAUUUCGCCAAAUGGAAGCUAUUUAACAGAGCUUCCUGAUCUUAAUUCGCCUAAAUUUUCACCAUAUGACGAAAUUCUUGAAAGUGAAAAACUUGAUGAAAAGCAGAAACGAGAGAAGUUGAGGGAAAAAUUAAGUAAAAGCUCAUGGGCACUCUUUAAACUUUUGAUGCACUCAAUUGUAGGAUCGCUAGUAGAAAAUAACGAAUCUAAACAAAUACUCGUUCAAGAUCUCUUUAUCAGGGUGCUAUUUAUGGAACUUAAAUGGGAUGACUCUUUAAGGAAGCCUGACAUCAAUCCUCUUGAAAUUCAAAAACUGAGUUCUGGAUCUCCCUGGAUUGGUCAAAUGCUGGUCCCAAAAAGUUACCAAAAGAACCCUAUGGUUGAAUGGAUCAGACGAUUCCGAUUAGAAACUGAUCACUAUGAAGAAUUCAUGCUCCGCGAUAUUAUUAACGAGUUUGUUGAAAAAGCUGACCCUGCAAUGAAAGGAGUGCUAUGCAAAGACGAUAUCCGGUUUAUUGACGAGUCCAUUGCCAAUACAAUUGAAAGUUUUGAAGAAAACAAAAACUAUAAAGGGGAGUUUGAUUUCUUUAGGUACUUAAGAGUCCUUAGAAAUCUAGCUGGCGACUUUACUUUUGAAGUCCAAGAUUAUAUCGAAAAUUCUCUGCUUUGGAAAACAUUGCCCGAAGACUAUUAUGAAGCAUCGAGAGAUUAUGACUUAAGCAAUAUCAGCAGAGUUCAAAAUAUUAUUAUGGGCUGAAUUAAAGGAAAUGAUGAGUGCGCUUCUGUUAAACUUUUAAACCUGUUUAGUCAAUCCGACAUUCCUGGGAUUGUUGACAAAUCUCAGCUUCCAGAAGAUAUUCCAAAUGAAUUUAAAAACGAAUCUGGAAACCUCGACUUAUAUGUUGCCUUGCACGCAAUUCUGAAAAACCAAAAUCAAGAAAAAUUCAUCAAAUACGUUGAAGAACUUGAAAAUGUUUUCAAAAUCUAUGAUGACUUGCCAGAGUCUUGUGAAGAGAUACUCAAAGGGAAAAAAGGGCAAUCAGAUUAUAUCGCUUCAUUACUGUGGACUCUUUACAGUUGCUUUGGAUCUCAGUGCAUACCAAAAGUCCUUGCUAAAGAAGAAUAUAUCGAAGAAAUUCUUAAGCUUGCAUUCCUCAGCGGAUCAGAAAAUAUUAUUUUAAUAGGUCUGAGGAUAUUAUCUAAAAUCAUUCCUACCCAACACUCUCCCCAAACUUUGGUAAAGACUUGGGAAAGGAUUGCAAAGCUAAGGAUUGAUUUGGACAAGAACCCUGACAUCAUCUCGCUCUUGUUCAGUAAGCUUGGAAAAACCAAUUAUUGGUAUGGACAAAGAGAGUCCCAAAAAAUACUUAGAAGAUGGGGAUAUGAGGCAGAGAGCAUGCUGCUAGCUUUAAUGGCUGUCGAGAGAUGGAGAAUUCUUGUGCUAGACUAUAUGGCAAGCAGCUUGCAGGAAACUCAGAACAAUUUAAAAGCUGGAAUUCCGCUUGAACUUGGACAAGUUGGUACCCUUUAUUUAUUAGCAAAAUCUUCAAAGAAAUAUGACUCACUUGAUUCAGUUCCGUUAGAGCUUAGUUAUGUCAAGCUAAAAGGCAGCAGCAUAGCUAGAGGUGUGAUAAAGAAAAUUGAAGAGCAAAAGGCCCAUGUGUAUUCCGUUAUAGAAGACUCUCAAAUCGUAGAAAGUCUCUUAAACGUCGAAUCAAUAGAGCCGCACGUUCAAGAGUCCUCCUAUAAAUAUCUCACUGUUGAGGAUAAAGAAAGACUAGGAGAGUACAUCUUGAACUUUUGGAGAACCCUGCAAAGCUCUCACCAAGGAGUAAUAAAAGCUGAUCCAAACAAAAUUGUCUGCUUAAGAACCUUGUAUUACAAACUUGAUGCCAUGGCACUUGUAUGCAUCAUCGACAUUUAUGAGAAAAAAGACUCAAGAAAGGAAAGCGAAAUAGAAGAUAUGAUGAGCUUAAUUAUUAGAAAAAGCAAGCUGGCCAAGCCGAUCUCCAAAAAAUCAUAUGAUAGCUUGGUUGAUGAAAUCGCAAGAAAGCUCAGAAAAAUCACAGCUCCAGAAGAAGAAAAGCAACAAAUGAGCGAUCAAGAAGCGAGAGAAAUAAUGGCGAAAUGAAAUGAUAAGAUUAGAUUAUCAGCUUGAAUGGGUCUUCGGGGUUUAUUUCAGCCUCUCUCCAGUCUCCAUCAACCUUCGCAUCCAGAAGUGUGGAGCUGUCUGAGGACUCUGUCUACUUUUCUAUGGGCCGGGUAAAAUCCCUGCCGUGUCGUCCCGGUCAGGAGAAAAAAUUCAUCACGGACAAAAUUUCCAGGCCCCGUCACUCAUAGACCCCAAAAAAACCCGAGGGUAUGGGAAAGGGCGGAUCGGAUAUAAUUUGUGUGAAAUGAAAGGAAGAAGACCAAGUCAAUGCCAUGAUGAUAAUGUCAUUAGAAAUCCCUGCAGCAAGAAUCGUAAAAUGUUUUGAACUAGGAAUUAAAGAUAUGGAAGGCGUUUUGUCGUACCAAGAGCCUGUAAAAGAGCAAAAAGCAGUUUCUUUGCUUUAUAAAUUGUGCCCAGCUGUUGUGAAAACUAACUCCCCCCUUCCGUGAGCGAACAAAAAUUUUUUAUGAAAAAAAAGUUGAUAUCUAGUUAAUUUCUUUUUAAUUUUAAACAGCUUGCAUUUUAAAACAUAAAUUUCCAAAUUAAAUUAAUUCUUACUUACAAAUCGGAAUUUUUUUAAAUUUUGAUUAACUCCUCUCCGUGACCGAACAAAAAUUUUUGUUCGACAGAGGGGGAUUAAGGAUAUUCCGGGUACGGCAGAAUUAUACCAAAACAAUAUGCACCAAUUUGUCAUAUAUAAUCCCCAGAAUUCACAGCAAAGAAAAGAAAUGAUUUCUACAGUAAGCUCUAGCAUUUUCCACGAUCUUGAAUCUCUCAGUGGAACAAUAACCAUCUUGGCAGCUCUUGAAGGGACUCCAUAUGAUGGAGAAAUUUAUUAUGGGCUAAAAUUGGGAAAUAUGGAAAUUGCAGUCACUACAGCACCUGGGUUCCCUUGUCUAAUAGUAAAUGGGGAGAUGGCAAGCGAAGUUGAUUUGUCUCAGCAACUAGAGGUAAAAGUUGUAGCAAAAUCUACAGGAGAGGUAUCAUUUAGUUUUAACGCUGAUUCUCCGCCUAUAGAGCUGACAGAAACUUCAGUAUUUAAUGGCUUGAGAGUAGGAAAUUACGGAGUUUUCUUACUCCCGCCUCCGUGAGUGAACAAAAAUCUUUUGUUCGCUACAGAGUGGUUAUUUUUGUUUUUAAAAAAAAUUAUAUCGUUAGUUGCUUGUUUUAAACAUUGCAACCUACAUGUUGAAUCGUUUCUAUGUAUGAAAAGAUGAUUCCACAUGUAGGUUGCAAUGUUCAAAAACGUGCAACUAACGAUAUAUAAAUUUUAGUAAAAUUUUAUUUUUCGAAUUUAAAAAAAUCCCAAUUUGCAAAAAUUGGAAAGCAGAUAUAAUUUAAUUGUAAAAUCCAACUUAAAAAUGCAAAUUGUUUAAAAUUAAAUACUAAUUAUCACUUAUAUAUCAAUUUUUUUCAUAAAAAAUUUUUAUAUUAAAACUAUAUUUUGUUUGCUCAUAGAGGAUUGGUUUUGGGCAAAAGAUAGGGGUUUUCCAAUGAUUUUUUUUCGCUUACGUUAGAGCGGAGUUAGAAAAUGGGAAAUCUGCGUCUUUAUUGUCAUUAGAAAUUUAUGAUGGAAGGCAUGAUGGAAACUUUAACAACAAAUACCCAAAGCCUCAGUUAUUAGAAGGAGGAGAGAAUUACGUCCAAAUUCGCAUUAAAGAAGAAUCAAGUGAUAGACUAAGAUUGAAACUGCUUGGAUAUUCAGACGAGCAAGUAAUCGAAGCAUUAAGCAAUAGUCAUAAUCUUUCAUCUGCAAUAGAUUAUGCCUUUGACCAUUUCGAUAAAGAUACAAUGGACAGUCAUCAAUCUCUCUCUAUGUCCCACCACUGUAUUAUCCAAGUAAAAGUAUUUGACAAAUUUGCAGAUGUUCCUAAAGACUUUUCACUAAUUCCAGUCUAUGAAAAUGGAGAAGUAAUUGAUUAUGUGAUUCCAAAUCGAAAAAUAAUUGCAUUUAAAAAAGAAAAUGUCUCUGAUGGCAACGUAUGCAAUGGAUUUUCGAUAGGUGAAAAUCCUAAAAACUAUGAAAGCAUAGGAGAUUUAACGAUUUCUACAGAAAAUGAUCGAUCACUCCCUAUCUUUGUAAGAAUGGGACCGCUAGCACCUAAAGAAAGCAACAUAAAAGAAGUUGCGUUUAUCAAGACAAGCUCUCCAUAUUCUGUCAAAGUGCCUAGAGGGUUUAGGCUUAUAUCAGAUAAAGAAGGAAAAUGCUUAAAUAUUGCUCCUAGAAGUGAGAAAGGCCAUUAUAUUUUAGUUGGGAUUAAAGAGCAGCACAGUUUGCUUGAUUGUUUCGUUUUCCCAUUUAGUGUUGUAUCGUCAAUAUCAUCUAAUUCGAACUUCGGUCUUGUUGAUCGUUUUGAUGAAGAAGAAAAGGCCAAAGUCAAAGAAGAGGAAAAGAAGCUAGACGAUUUAUCGCUGAUGGAAAUAUUCGGACAUCUAUAUGAAGCUGAAGAAAGCAGAAUGCAGCAAGCAUCAAAGCAGCUAUUUUUAAGCAUGCUGAAGAUUUCUGCUGACACUUUGGUUAAUUUGUCAGAAAGAGAAAGUAUUGGUAAAAUCAUCGACUUUUUAGGUGAUGACUUGGACUCGCUUAGUGAUUCUUUUAAUUCAUUGAUUGAGAACCCUAAACUAGUGACCUUCAAAGAAAACAGCAUUAAAGAAGCAAUCCUAAAAUUAAUCCAAUGCACUAUUUCGACAUCUGGUGGAACGUUGAAGGUUUUGGAAUAUGAAAGCAACCAUCCAUAUGAGGAUAAUCUAGAUAUUGAUGAUAUCAUUACUAUUCCUGGUGCAAGAAUGCUUACUCCCCCCCCUCCGUGAGUGAACAAAACCAUUAGAAAAAUCGCCAUUUUUUGCCCAAAAACCCACCCUCCGUGAGUGAACAAAAAUUGUUUUAAUAGAAAAAAUUUUUAUUGAAAAAAAAUUAGAUAUAUAAAUGAUAAUUAGUAUAAUGAAAUCUCGAGCUAAUUCUGUUUAAUUUUUAAACGAAUUGCUUUUUAAAACAUAAAUUUUAUAAAUUAAAUUAAUAUUUGCUUUCCAAUUUUUGCGAAUUAGGAUUUUUUUUAAAUCUCGAAAAAAAAAUAUUUUUAUAUAAAUUUAUAUAUAAAAUUUUUUAAAAAAAAAAAAAUUAACCCCCUCCGUGAGUGAACAAAAUUUUUUUGUUCACUCACGGAGGGGGGGAGUUAGAAUUGAAUUCGACCCUCAAUGCCACACAGAAAGCGGCUGUGAUCCGUUAAGAUUUUAUGAAAAUAGCGGACGACAAGGAGAACUUGCGAAUUAUUCAGGCCAAGGAGAAAGUUCAUGGAAAACACUUGAAGUGAAUGGAGAUACAGUAUAUACUUGGUUCCAUACAGAUGGUUCUGUUCACUAUUGGGGAUAUAAGUUCACAGUGACUCCUAUUGGUGCCACUCAAUCUGGAGAUGAAGGGAAUGUGUCUCCUGAUUCUUCUUUAUGGCUUAUUGAAAAAAUCGCAAACCAAGCCAACUUAAGCCGCGGUUUAGAAGCCAUCUUAUCUCCUAGGUUCAUACAAGUAUUAUUCUUAUUUGCUCUGUCUUCAAUAACUCAGGACAAAAAGUCGAAAUCUCUUGAUAUUUUAAGAAAAAUUUUCAGAGGUCAGCAGCAUCGAACAUUAAAUUCAAUUCUUGAUAUUCUCUUACAGGAAGCAAGCACGCUUUACAAAGCAAAUUUAUCUAAAAAAUCUAGCAAUGCGCUCCUUCAAUCAUUAAUUUUGUUAUUAGCUCAAGCAAGAAAUCAGUACAAAAUCAAUAUAGAGGUUUCCUCUAUAUAGCGCUGAAAGCGCAGACAUUUUCCCAGGAGCUUUCCAAGUUCGUCGGACCAAAUCGCUUUUUGGUCCGACCAAGGCAUUGAUUUGGUGCAACCAACCGAUAAAUUCCGAUCAGAAUUUAUCGGCCUUACAGCGCCAAACAUAGGAAACUUCUAUAUAGAUGAUUCAUGGUUUACCGAUUUUUGCGAGUUACUGUCAGAUAUGAGAGGACUAAGCGAAAAAGAUGACUAUCUUGACGCCUUUUUGUUUGGAAUCUUUAAUAAAGGAAGCUCAUCAAAAAUUGAAAAAUAUUUCGAAUCUUCGCAUCCUUAUAAAAGAGUUACAACAAAAGAAAAAAUUGAAAUUCCAGGCGCGAGCUUGCUUAAUAUUGAAUUUGCCCCAGAAACCAAAGCAGACUCUAGAGAUAAUGCUUAUUUUUCAUAUGAUGAAGACGGAAUGGUGCCUGUUGAAAGCACUAUGAUGAGAAGCGCAACCAAUAUAGCGAAAUGGUCAAGUGAUCCAAAGGGUCCUGAUAUCUCUUUGUCAAAUGAAAACAUGACAAUAACCAGAACAAAUGCUUCUAAUUGGGGAAAUGCAAUAUGGAACGAAUCAUAUUCUUCAAACGUCGUAAAAAUAAAUUUUUCAAUUGAAAACUCUAGCGAUAGUACCUAUCUUUACAUUGGCAUAUAUAAAGCUGGCGAAAAUUAUAACUUAGCCGAAGCCAUAGGAACAGAUUGCUCUACACCUGUUUGGAGCUGGAAAUGUUCUGGAGAAUACAUCACAAAUAGCUCAAGCAUUGAUGGAAGAGCAUAUAAAACCGGAGAUCUAGUGUCCUUGCUUAUUGACAUGAACAAAAAAGAACUUACCUUCUUAUUAAAUGAAGCUGAAGUCCACAAAUUCACUGGAAUAGCUGCUGAAGUAAUCCCUUGCAUUUCCUUUGGCGGCUCAAAUCAAAUUGUUAGCAUAAAGUCAGUAGAAAAAAUUAGCUCAUUGUCAUCAGUUUUAAAUGAGAGAAAAUUGCAAGCAAACAAAGAUGCUGUUUAUUUAUGGUUCCCUGUGAACAAUGGGUUUUUAGCAAAACCGAAAUGGGAACAUGCUACAGAAAACGCAAUAAAAAGCUCUGAUAGCUUGACGUUGACAAGUACAAGUGAUACUACAGGGAUUUAUUAUUCUGAUAUAUCCAUCACUUAUGGACAAUAUUAUGUAGAAGCUCAAAUAAAAUCGGGUGGGCAAAUAGGUCUAGGAAUUUUUAGCAGCAACAGUAAGACUUCAAGAGAUAUAGAAGAUCCAAAGCAAGUAUGCUAUUAUUCGGAUGGAAGGGUAAAGAAUCAAGACACAAAUAAAACCAAAGAAUUCGGAGAAGGAAGUAUAAUUGGAGUAUAUGUAAACAUGGAUUUAUCCCAAGUGCAAUUCUAUCUUAAUGGAGAAGUUGUAUUUUCUGACUCAUAUCUCCAGCCUUUAAGCGAAGGUGAGAGCUACACCUUUGCUGCAAUUCUGACCACAUCUUCGCAGUCAAUAACUCUAUCACAAAGUCCAAAUCUUCCUUCUGGCCUAGAUCUCAUGAAAAUUGAUGAGAGCAGAGAAGCUCAAGAAUGGGGCUAUAAGAUCAAAGUUGUUCCAGAAUUCAAAGGAAGACACCCAGAGGUCAUCAAUUCUGUGCUCAGUUUCAUGAAUGAAGAAUCGAAAAAAGAAUGGUUCGAAGUUUACAAGCCUAAAUACUCCCAUCUCUUCAAGUGUGGAGCAGUAGACCAGCUUGUCAUUUAUCUCGACGAGUUUUCUCAAAUGAAAGGAAAAGACAUUCUCAAGCUCACAAAUGAUGACUUAACUCCAACUGAAGCUGAAUUGAUCUAUUAUCCGGAACUAGAAAAACUAACUCCCACUCUCCGUAAGAGAACAAAUCAUGGGAAAAUGCCUAUUUUUUGAGUUAAGCCCACCUCCGUAAGAGAAAAUUUUUUAUGAAAAAAAUGAUAUAUAUGUAAUAAUUAUAAUGGAAUCUCAAUAUUUGCUUUACAAUUUUCUAAUUGGGGUUUUUUAAAUAAAAUUUAUAAAUAUUUUUUUUUAAAAAAAUCCAUGAGCGAACAAAGUUUUUUUGUUUGCUCGCGGAUGGGGGAGUAAGUGUAGAUGAAAUAAGGCAACUUUACCAGAUUAUUUUGGACUUUAAUAAAAGAAUAGAAAACUCGCUGUAUUUAUUCAAUCUGCAUAUAGAAAGCUAUGAAAACAUGAACGAACUGCAAAGAGUUUUCAUGGGGUCGAGAAAUUAUAUUUUCUUUAUAUUAAAAAAUACACUAUUAAAAGACUGUUUACUCCCUUUUUGCUAGUAAGCUUAGCAAGUAAAACAUAAUAAAGAUCAUUUUUGUUAGAAAAUUAGAAAAAAAUGCUUAUAAAAAUAAUAAUUUGACAUUAAACUAAUUAUUAUAUAAAAAUCUCCAGCUAAUUCUCUUUAGUUUUGACAGUUAAAUUUAAAAUAUAAAUUAUUAAAUUUUCUCUUAUUUAUUUACAAAUUUGGAUUUUGUUAAAUCAAAGAAAAAGAUUAUAUAUAAUUUAAUAUUAUGCUUUUUCAAAAAAUAUUAAACUUCUUGAAUAAAAAGUAAAAAUUUCGUAAAGAGGUAGUUAGGAAAAACUCAUUCAGACGUAAGGACAGAAAUCACAGUUGAUAGACCUAAAGCAAUGAGGCACAGGCACAGAAAAGAUGUUGAUGUGAAUGGGCAGUUCUCUAUUUUCGGGCAAGUAUAUAGAGGAUUAAUCAGUAAAGGAAACCGAGACUUCAGAAAUGCAGAAAGAGUCUUUAGAGUCUCUUACAGAGGUGAAGCAGCUUCUGAUGCAGGUGGCCCUUAUAAUGAAGCAAUUAGUAAUAUGGCUGAUGAACUCCAAUCAUCAUUUCUAAAGCUUUUUGUUCCAAUUCCAAACCAAAUUAACGACAUGGGAGAAAAUCGAGAUUGCUGGAUAGUCAAUCCAAAUGCUACUCAAAAGAUUGACUAUGAGCUCUAUCUAUUUUUAGGAAAAAUGAUGGGUGCUGCCAUUAGAACACAAAACAAUCUAAAUCUAUCUCUUUCUCCUCUGUUUUGGAAACGUCUGCUUUGGGACCCAGUAAACAUCAAAGAUUUGCGAGCGACUGAUCUUUGCACAGUCCAAAUCCUAGAAAUUUUGAGAAAUUUAGAAGAAAAUGGUAUGACAAGGGAAAACUUCUCAGAAGCAUAUGAUAUUAAGUUUUCAACAAAAGAUUCUGGUGGAAAAGAUGUAGAAUUGUGUGAAGGCGGGACUGAAAUCCCAGUCACGUUUGACAAUGCAAAAGAAUAUGCUCAAUUAGUAGAAAAAUACAGACUAACUCCCCUUUAAUUGGAGCAAAAGAUAGGGAACAAUUUUUUUUUCAAUAGGAAAAUUUUAUAGGCGAAAACAUUAAUUUCAUAAAAUUUGUUUUGACUUAAUUUAACAGAAAAAGUUCAAGUACAAUAUUAUUUAAGCAGUUUUCACUCUGAUUUGAUUAAUUUUUUAUAUAAGUCAAAAAUAUUGGAUUAUUUUUUUAGUUUUUAAAAUUUUAAAAAAAAAUAUUUAUAUAAAAUAUUAAUAUAUAUUUUUUGUGAAAAUAAUAGUCCAAUAGGAUAUAUUGUCCAUAUUUAAAGGGUGGAGUAAAUGAAAAUCCUGAGGCUUAUAGGAUGAUCAGAAAAGGGAUAAGCGCUGUUGUUCCUAUGGAUAUAUUGAAUUUAUACAAAUUUACCAAGAAUAACCCACUACGGAGCAUUUUUUGGUAGCUAGGCAAUAUCUGGUUUGCCAAAAUUUGUUGGCAUGCAUAUUUUUCUGCUAACCAAAUUUAAAAAUGGGAUCCAAAAAUACUCCUCAGUGAGCCAUUCUUGGUAAAUUAGUAUAUUUAGCUGGAAACAAGUACAAACAUUGAUUUGUGGAGCUCCUGAUGUAGAUGUUGAUCUUCUGAAAGGAAAUACUGAUUACGAUGGGUCUACAGAAAAUGAUGCUCAUAUCAGGUAUUUCUGGGAAGUUGUCAGAGAAAUGACACCGAAGGAGCGCUCGUUGCUGAUUAAGUUUAUAUGGGGAAGAUCCAGGCUUCCAUUCGGUCGGGAUUGGCGACAUCUGAAAAUUGCAAACUUCAAUCCUUCUGGGCCAGUGGAUAAGUAUCUUCCUCAGACUCAUACCUGCUUCUUUACUAUUGAUUUACCUAGAUAUACAAGUAAAGAAGUUAUGAGACAAAGGCUUCUUUAUUCAGUAACCCAUUGCACCGCUAUCGAUCUAGAUGGAACUGCUGGAACAGGAUGGGAAGAUGAAGAUUAA
This is a messenger RNA of Blepharisma stoltei, 20322 nucleotides long. The record is from the annotation of a GenBank genome assembly. NCBI's taxonomy places the organism in Eukaryota, Ciliophora, Heterotrichea, Heterotrichida, Blepharismidae.